Messenger RNA from Atta colombica, 1631 nucleotides. Its product is annotated as transmembrane protease serine 5-like. Gene Ontology annotation, molecular function: serine-type endopeptidase activity. Gene Ontology annotation, biological process: proteolysis. The transcript is spliced from 10 exons. The record is from RefSeq and is a predicted model, not a curated record. Lineage: Eukaryota; Metazoa; Arthropoda; Insecta; Hymenoptera; Formicidae.
AUGUUGAAAUCAAGUGCGGAAUAUAAUCGAAGACCUGCGAUCAUCGAAGGUCUUCGCGCUAGGCGCUCAGCAAUGGAAAUAAUUCGAUUCUUUGGAUAUCUGAGAUCAACCAUUUAUGACAUUGUGGCAAAAUAUACGACUUUAGAACAGUCCAACGAAGGUUCCAGUGUGCCAGCAAGAAAGAGUUACUCAAAAGAACACCGUGAGGUUGAUCCUCGCAAUCGUGAUCCUUGCAAUUGUGAAAGAGCUCAAGCAUUGAUUUCACAAAGAGCUGAAGAUUCCUACAUCGUCGGUGGAAUUAAUGCUUUAGAUGGAGCUCAUCCUUAUAUAGUGUCUCUGAGACUACAUAAAGUCAGUCAUUUUUGUGGCGGAUCCAUUAUCUCAAAACAUUAUAUUCUUACCGCGGGUCAUUGUCUUAUCCAGUGAAAUCAAAAUAGUCAAGAAGAAAUUAUGAUGUCAUUAUUUAUCGAUUCAGAAAGUCUCAAAAACGUAACAGUUCAUGCUGGCACAAAUCGUUUAAGUGAAUCCGGUUAUAUUUACAUUCCUGAAGAAGCCAUUGUUCAUCCUGAUUAUGAUCCUAAUUUAUUAUACAAUGAUAUUGGUUUGCUUCAUCUGAAAACGGAUAUACAAUACAAUAAAUUGGUGCAACCAAUCUCUAUCGCAAAGACGAAUUCUGUUUUGGUUGGCGAUGCUUGCUUCUUGACAGGAUGGGGAACACUAAGGUAUUUAGGUGAACUUCCUGAUAAGCUUCAAAAAGUUAAUCUGAAAGUUUACUCACAAUCACAAUGCAAAUAUCUAUUCUUGAGUGUGAGGCCCAGUCAAAUUUGUGCAUUUUCACAAUUUGGACAAGGAGCAUGUCAUGGUGAUUCUGGUAGUCCGCUCGUCGCCAAUGGUAUUCAAAUUGGCCUUUCCUCGUUUGUUCGACCAUGCGCUAGAGGAUUUCCGGACGUGUAUACUAGGCAUGAAUGCUGUCGCUGGUUUUAUAAUCGCAUGUCUGGUGCUCACCACCUACGAUUCGAGAAUCCUUACAACGUUUAUGCCAUCGUUGGAAGCAAUUGCUUUAACGCAAUUGAUGCAGUAUAUCAAGUAAAAAACUUGAUAAUACACGCUGGUUUCAAUAAUUUGCUACAUAUUCAUGAUAUUGGUUUAAUCCAAGUAUCAAGCAAUAUCAUAUUUAACAAAAACGUCCAGCCAAUUGUUUUGUCAACUACCGAUCGCAAUUUCGAUGAUUAUCCUCUCUUAGUUACUGGCUGGGGAGAUCUUUGGUCGAGUGAUUUAGUUUUUAAUCGCUUGCAAGAAAUUAUAGUAAGAGGAUAUUCCCAUGAGUUAUGCAACAGAUGGGCAUACGUCAAAGAGACUCAUAUAUGUACUUUUACAACGGAGAAUAAAGGAUUUUGCCACAGCGACACCGGUAGUCCACUCGUUUCUGAUGGGGUUUUAGUUGGUCUUAUGUCGUAUAGUUAUGGUCCGUGUGGUACAAGUACUCCAGAUAUAUCUACCAGAAUAUCUUCCUAUCGAUCGUGGAUUAAAUACUAUACAGGGAUCUGAUACUGUAAUAGAUCUACAUCCCAUCAAACUGUCAUUCCGAAAUUUUUUACAAUUACGACAUUCAUUAUUUUAAAACAGCAAGA